AAAUGGCUGACUGAAAAAUGUCAACAAGGGAAUGAAAGGAGCGACAUGCUGUGUUUUCUGCUUCUUUCAGUAACAUAAUUAAAGAGAAUGGAUGCGACUGACAAUAUUAUUGAUCCUCAUGCAGAAGUUAGAAAGCUUCAAGACUUAGUUAAGAAAUUAGAGAAACAAAAUGAGUUCUUAAGGGGUCGACAAAAGAUACAGCUCGAGUCGUUACAGAAUGGUGAAACAGAACCAGGAAAACUGACUACGAAUCAUAACAAUAAUUUACCAGAUAGUAAUGAUAAGACAUGGAGUAAAAAUACAGGUGGCGGUUCUCUUGAUGAUAUAGAUGUAUUGGACGUAGAUGGCCUAUCUAUACGAGAUGACGAGGACUCAUGGUUAUACACGUCUCCAAAACCCCCAACACCUCAGCAGAAUAGAGUUAGUCCUUAUAAAUGGGUUAGACAAGAUUUUGACCAUCCUAGUCCAGAAGUUAAAUCAGUAAAGAAAUCCCUAUUAAAUAAACUUGAUGAAGCAGCUAGAAUGUCUAGGAGUAGUAGUACCCCAGCCUUUGGAAUGUACUCCACUCCCACGUCGUCUAGACCCAGGAUGAGUCAGUCUGCGGAGAGUACCCCAGUGUCUAGUCAGACAACAGCUGUCAGAAAGUCACUGUACUCUAAUGCAGGUGGUUCAACUGGGAAAAUAAACACUGGAACCUUUACUCGACCAAAGACUAAAAUCAAAACUGAUGAAGGGGAUAGGCCAUCAGAAAAUACAGAAAAACAUCCCGAUGUAACAGAUAUUGAAAAUCUGGCAAAACAACAAGAAGAGAGUUUACGGCAAAGUAUGACACAUUCUUCUCCAAGAAGAGUUAUUCGCCCUAGACAAAUUCCUCAACAAGGAGUGCAAGCUUUAAACAAUAUAAACAAUAAUAUUGAAGUAGAAAACACCACCUCCCCGGUACACUCCAACAGGUCCAGUCCCUCCCGCGGUGAGGGUGAUAGAAGGAAUAGUCAGAACAGUAUUGGAUCUGAUGUCAGUAGUCCUCCAGAUAGUCCUUACAGCAGUCAGUACCUCAACCAGCCACAGGAGAAUACAAACCUCCGUAGAAGCUUACCAAAUGUUUCUCAGAGACUGACUCAACCGCAGGGUCACCAUGCCAGCGAUCCUUACCUAGAUAACUACUCCUCAGGGGGCAGUGACGAUUAUGAUGUAGGCCCUACACCAGCCCAACAGAGACAAAUAUCACGACUUCAGCCUCCCAUGAGGCCAACUUCCCCCAAUGUGUCUGGAUUACGGCAGCCAAGCACCCCAAUCCAGAGGGGGCUAUCUCCCCAGAGGACUGGUCUUCCACAACCAAUGCGGAGGUCCAUUCCUCGGCCAGAUACUGCCAUCAAGUCAAGCAUACCUUCACCAAGAAGGUCUGCCCUUCCCUCACCUCGUCGAACAAAUCAGUAUAGAGCUCCAGAUAGUGAUGACAGCUGGAAAGAGGGUUGUUUUUAAUGGCAAAAUAUAUGUAUAUGUUUUCCUAUUUUCUUGUCCUAUCUGUGAUUUGGAGGCUUAUAUGAAUAUUGAUGUUUGUGAAGAAAACAUUUUAAUGACUGGUCACAGCACUCGUGACAUGCAGGAGAGUUUGAAAAGAAGAAAUUGGAUGCUCAUUUGUCUCAAGAUCAGUUUGGAUGUGGAUUUUUACUAAGUUGACCUCUGCCAGACAGAGUUGUUAGAGGGUUGAAAUCCUUAUAUUGUACUUAAUAUAAAUGUAUUACGAUCUAACAUGUCAAUUCCAUUAAUUGCUUUAAUCAAUUUAUCUUGUGGUUGUUUGUUGCUGCUAUUUUUGUCACUGGAAGGGAGAAAUGUAUAACUGUAAACAUCAGUGAGAUCUCAUUUAAAAACAUGUAACAUGAGAACUAUCAUUGUCAAUAACUAAGAUGGUUUUGGUGCCUGUUGAAUAUUCUGUGAUAAUAUGAACAGUGUUUUUAAAAUGCUAUAAACAUUUUUUUUUCAACAUGGCAUCAUACUGAUUUACAGUAUAUUUGAGAUCCACAUUUUAUUUUUUUUACCUUGUUUCCUUUGGUGCAGUGGUAUGUAUUAAUUUUCAGCCCCUCUCUGGAAGGAUAUUUUCAGAACUUUGUGUGAAUGUAAAAUUUUUUUAAGAUUUAUAUGUUCAAAAGCUUAUCUUAAUAUAACUGUGAAGAUUCCAAGACUUGUUUUAAAAAAAUGCACUAGGAAAAUUCCUAGAAAUUUCAAGACCAUUAAUUGCUCUUUUCAAGUAUUUUGAUAUACAGUUUUAUGACAGAAACUUGGCUCUGACCCAAAGUCAGAUACUUUUUUCUCUAGUUGUGGUACUUUGAAAUAUAUAAACAUGAACAAAUUUCUAUCUAGGACUUCAUUGAAGAAGUGUUCAUUUUAUUAUCAAUGCCGUUUAUAGAUAUUUGUGAAUAAAUUGCUCAGAAUGAAUGUAUUAAAGCACAUCACAAACAUUAGAAAUAAAGCUACAUACCAGUAUAUUCAUUCAUAGCCUAGUCAAUGUGGAGCAUUUCUAAAUUGUACAUAUUAACAUAGACCUUGUAGAAACAUUAAAGGGAUAUGUUCACUGUUAUACCAAUCACCAUCACUCUGGGUCAAUUUUACAUACACAUCCUUAUUUAGGAGUUGCCAUUAUUUUAACACCUUAAUUUUAUUUAUACCACUCUAGUUCACACACACAAAUGUAAUCUACAAAAAUACAUUUACAUACAUAUCUGUUGAGGGGUUAAUGUGAUUAAAGGUAAAUCUUUCAGAAAAGAAAUAUAUCAAUGAGGACAAUGUUUCCUUUUUUGGAUCAAGUAAUUUCAGGUGUUCCAGAGGUUUUUUUUUUAUUAUUUGAAUGAAUUUUGCCUUUUAUAAUGCUGAAUGCAAUCUGGUGAAGUAUGGGAGUCUGGACUGGUUGUUUGUACUUGCAAUACAGAGUUUGCAAGUUUGUCAUGUUAUGAUAGCUUUUUAUAUAUAAUUUAUUUUGUGUCAUUUAAAAAAAAUGCAAUAGCUUCAUUCCAGCUGGAAAGUGAAUAGAAAUAAAUUAAAUGAAAACUAA
Molecule: messenger RNA, 3049 nt
Organism: Saccostrea echinata
Lineage: Eukaryota; Metazoa; Mollusca; Bivalvia; Ostreida; Ostreidae
Product: SLAIN motif-containing protein 2-like
Exons: 9
Coding region: 88-1482 (464 amino acids)
Biological process (GO): cytoplasmic microtubule organization; positive regulation of microtubule polymerization; microtubule nucleation
Cellular component (GO): microtubule plus-end
Source: RefSeq, a predicted model, not a curated record